AUGGUCAAACAAGUACUCUUAUUAGGAUCCGGCUUUGUUGCCAAACCAACUGUUGAUAUUCUCUCCGCCAACAAGGACAUUGAAGUCACCGUUGCAUGCAGAACCUUAGAGAAGGCCAAGGAGUUAGCUGGCUCCGUUGCAAAGGCUAUUUCCUUGGACGUCACCGAUGAAGCUGCUUUGGAUGCUGCUGUAUCUCAGGUUGAUUUGGUCAUCUCUUUGAUUCCUUAUAUUUACCAUGCCACUGUCGUGAAGUCUGCCAUCAAGAACAAGAAGAACGUUGUUACUACGUCCUACAUCAACCCUCAAUUGAAGGCUCUGGAGCAGCAGAUCAAGGAUGCUGGAAUUGUGGUAAUGAAUGAAAUCGGUCUGGACCCUGGUAUUGACCAUUUGUACGCUGUAAAGACUAUUGAUGAAGUCCACCGUGCCGGUGGAAAGAUCAAGUCUUUCUUGUCUUACUGUGGAGGUUUACCUUCUCCAGAAGACUCAGACAAUCCAUUGGGCUACAAGUUCUCUUGGUCAUCUCGUGGAGUGUUGUUAGCUCUUACCAACCAGGCCAAAUACUGGAAAGAUGGCAAAAUCGAGGAGGUCUCUUCUGAGGAAUUGAUGGCAUCUGCCAAACCAUACUUCAUCUACCCAGGAUUUGCUUUCGUCUGUUACCCUAACCGUGAUUCAACCACUUACAAGGAACUCUACAACAUUCCAGAGGCUGAAACCGUCAUCAGAGGUACUUUGAGAUUCCAAGGUUUCCCAGAGUUUGUCAAGGUUCUUGUUGACUUGGGAUUCCUGAAGGAAGACGCCAAUGAAAUUUUCUCCAAGCCUAUUGCUUGGAAAGAUGCCUUGGCACAGUACAUUGGUGCUCCUUCUUCUUCUGAAGCUGACCUUGUGUCUACUAUCGCUUCCAAAGCUACUUUCAAGAAUGAGGCUGAUCAACAGAGAAUUAUCAACGGAUUGAGAUGGUUGGGUCUUUUCUCUGACAAUGCCAUUACUCCAAGAGGUAACCCAUUAGACACACUCUGUGCCACUCUAGAAGAGCUGAUGCAAUUUGAGGAGCACGAGCGUGACUUAGUCUGCCUGCAACACAAGUUUGGCAUCGAAUGGGCCGAUGGCUCCUCUGAAACUAGAACUUCAACUUUGGUUGAGUAUGGUGACCCUAAGGGAUACUCUGCUAUGGCCAAAUUGGUUGGUGUGCCUUGUGCUGUUGCUGUCGAGCAAGUCCUGGACGGUACUUUAAGCACUCCAGGUUUGUGGGCUCCUAUGACUCCUGAGAUCAACAAUCCAUUGAUGAAGACUUUGAAGGAGAAGUACGGUAUCUUCUUGACUGAGAAGACUUUAUAG
Messenger RNA from Komagataella phaffii GS115, 1335 nucleotides. Its product is annotated as Saccharopine dehydrogenase (NADP+, L-glutamate-forming). Gene Ontology annotation, molecular function: saccharopine dehydrogenase activity. NCBI's taxonomy places the organism in Eukaryota, Fungi, Ascomycota, Pichiomycetes, Pichiales, Pichiaceae. The coding region runs from base 1 to 1335 and encodes 444 amino acids. The record is from RefSeq and is a predicted model, not a curated record. Gene Ontology annotation, cellular component: cytoplasm. The transcript has a single exon.